AAACAUGCAACAACCAAGCCAAAACAAGCAUUGGAUGGUCAAAUCACUUUUUGGUUGACCAGCAUACCGCCGGAUGAACCCCGUGAAGAUGCAACAAGAAAUGUCCCCGUUGAUCACCAUGCCCACUGACUCCAAACGUCGCGUUACUGGCUUUUCGCGCCUCGCGGUGGUGGCCACGAUUGCGUUGACCCUAGGACUCGUGUUCCUCACGCGCACCACGUCCACUUCGUCCGUCGCCAACGUCGUUCCAGCGGGCCCAUUGCCCGUCGACAUGUAUGCUGCGGUUGCAGGCAAGUAUUCGUUCGCGUCCUCCAACGGCUACGAAGACUUUUUGAAGGCCAAAGGCCUCGGCAUGGUCAAGCGAUCUCUCCUUGCCAAGGAGAAACCGGACUUGAUCAUUGAACACUAUGCCAGUGGCUACACGCUAACAACUGUCUACUCGCUCAAAACGACCAAGAUCUCGUUCGCCCUCGGGGUUCCGUUCGACGCAGACUUCAACUACAACUUUGUAGAGCAUGUCGUGGCCACAUUGCACGAUGACACGCUGGAUUUAGCGCGCACGGACGACGCGUCACGAGAAUCGUAUGCAUUUGGGGCCGAUGGCAUCGUAGUCACGUACACGGCGAACGAUGGAACCUCCGGGACUGUCACGUAUCGUCGAGCUUAAUAACAUGCGUGGCAUAUGCGUCGAUUGUUUGGUUGAUAUAUUUACGUUAUUAAUAGUACUAUUGUC
Messenger RNA from Aphanomyces astaci, 733 nucleotides. RefSeq lists its product as hypothetical. NCBI's taxonomy places the organism in Eukaryota, Oomycota, Saprolegniomycetes, Saprolegniales, Verrucalvaceae. Bases 74 to 667 code for a protein of 197 amino acids. Gene Ontology annotation, molecular function: lipid binding. The transcript has a single exon. The record is from RefSeq and is a predicted model, not a curated record.